GCCAGGAGGGGCGCAUGGAGGCGCGCGGGGAGCGCGGCGCUGCGCGGGACGCGGCGGGCGGGGACCUGCUGCUGGCACUGCUGGCGCGGCGCGAGGACCUGCGGCGAGAGAUCCCGUUGUGCGCCGGCUGCGACCAGCACAUCCUGGACCGCUUCAUCCUCAAGGCGCUGGACCGACACUGGCACAGCAAAUGCCUCAAAUGCAGCGACUGCCACACGCCGCUGGCCGAGCGCUGCUUCAGCCGCGGGGAGAGCGUCUACUGCAAGGACGACUUCUUCAAGCGCUUCGGGACCAAGUGUGCCGCAUGCCAGCUGGGCAUCCCGCCCACGCAGGUGGUGCGCCGCGCCCAGGACUUCGUGUACCACCUGCACUGCUUCUCCUGCGUCGUGUGCAAGCGACAGCUGGCCACGGGCGACGAGUUCUACCUCAUGGAGGACAGCCGGCUGGUGUGCAAGGCCGACUACGAGACGGCCAAGCAGCGAGAGGCCGAGGCCACCGCCAAGCGGCCGCGCACGACCAUCACGGCCAAGCAGCUGGAGACGCUGAAGAGCGCGUACAACACGUCGCCCAAGCCCGCGCGCCACGUGCGCGAGCAGCUCUCGUCCGAGACCGGCCUGGACAUGCGGGUCGUGCAGGUGUGGUUCCAGAACCGCCGGGCCAAGGAGAAGAGGCUGAAGAAGGACGCGGGCCGGCAGCGCUGGGGUCAGUACUUCCGCAGCAUGAAGCGCUCCCGGGCCGGCGCGCGGCCCGGCAAGGACAGCGUCCAGGACGAAGCGCCCGACAGCGACGCCGAGGUCUCCUUCACCGACGAGCCACCCGUGGCUGACAUGGGCCCCGCCAAUGGCCUCUACGGUGGCCUGGGGGAGCCCACCCCGGGCCUGGGCCGGCCCGCAGGAGCCCCCGGCAGCUUCCCGCUGGAGCACGGCGGCCUGGCCGGCCCCGAGCAGUACCGUGAGCUGCGCCCGGGCAGCCCCUUCGGCGUGGCCCCCUCCCCGGUUCUGCCCAGCCUGGCUGGCCCCCAGCCCCUGCUCUCCAGCCUGGUGUACCCCGAUGCCAGCCUGGGUCUCGUGCCCGCCGGGGCCUCCGGGGCGCCCCCGCCCCUGCGGGCACUGACUGGGAACGGGCCCAGCUCCGACCUGUCCACGGGGAGCAGCGGGGGCUACCCCGACUUCCCAGCCAGCCCUGCCUCCUGGCUGGACGAGGUGGAGCACGCCCAGUUCUGA
Molecule: messenger RNA, 1223 nt
Organism: Sorex araneus (European shrew)
Lineage: Eukaryota; Metazoa; Chordata; Mammalia; Eulipotyphla; Soricidae
Gene: LHX3
Product: LIM homeobox 3
Exons: 6
Coding region: 15-1223 (402 amino acids)
Biological process (GO): regulation of transcription by RNA polymerase II; neuron differentiation
Cellular component (GO): nucleus
Molecular function (GO): RNA polymerase II transcription regulatory region sequence-specific DNA binding; DNA-binding transcription factor activity, RNA polymerase II-specific
Source: RefSeq, a predicted model, not a curated record